UGGAGACUCACAACAUGGAGCCUUCCCACCCUGAUACACAUGCCUCCACUGUCUCGGUCUGCGUCUUUCUGCACAGCCACGCGCGCCUUCAGCACCAGCACCUGCGGACAGAAGAUGUAGGGGGAGAAAAAUCCUCGAUCCGGUCCUUGUCAAAUUACCUUCGGAUGUGACGAGACAAGAAGAGGCUUGUUCACAGCGCAUCUGGAAUUGCCGGGCAACUGCGAGGCACUUGAGGAGGAGCCGCUGGUUCCAUUUCUCCGGGGUUGAGACAAAAGAGUGGGUCGAUCGAACUAAGACUCUUUCCGGUGAGAAGAGAGAGGCCCUAGAGGUUGGAUUGGGCUCCGCAGCACGAGUAAGAAUGAGGCACAUUGUUUGAGCGGAAGCUGGGUGCACAGUACAGAAACAACACUGCAACCCUGUCCUCACUUGACACCCAGGUUCACCGGUCUGAGCGGCAGGGAUUUGCUGUGGGCAACACGGGAGGAAGCGGGAGAGUAAGGCAGUCACACAGGGCCCCGUAGAGGCCAACAGGAACACACAAGAGCCUCGUGUUGAAGCUGUUCACUUGGUGCAACUGUGGGACGUCGUUAUCUGGUCCAGGCUGGUUGGCACAUCCCCAAGUUUUUGUUCAGCUGACAGAUGAGGGUCCAGAAGGUGGCUAACAGGAUGAGGCCGGGCGGCCACGUGGCCCCGCAGGGGAUUACAGGUGGCGAGAAGAAGGUAAAGGGAUUAGGCUCAGAUCGGAGCCUGCUUUUUUAACCUCGUCACUGUUGUCACACCGUCAGCGGAGGAGCGAACUCCUGGGCCAAAAUUCCGUCUGUUCCCCGUCUCUCCGUCCUCGACCUCUCCUCCCUCCGUCGCUCCCUCCGCUCAUCCAUCCAUGCGGCCGCCUCUGUUGUCUACAGGCAUCCGGCAGCAACCAGGAACUCACUGCUGCUGAGGGAACUGAGCUGGAGCUCAGCCAGGAGUGGACCGGACCUGCCGCUCACCUGCACUCUGCUGACGGACCCGAGAUAAAGAGGAUCUGGAUCUUAUUGUUGUUUGCAACCGGCUCUUUACAAAUGACAACUUGGGGCUUGAAAACCACAUAAAUUAGCCCAUCAUGCUUUUGAAGUCAGGACUAUUCUUCACUUUGUGUGUGGUUUCCCUCCAAGCAAGUCAAACCAAAGAUCUCCAAGACCUCGGUUUUUCCGGACUGAGGGAUGUGAAGUACAGACACUUCCUGGAGGCUUCUAGACGGGUCAGACACACCACAUAUGUCAGAGCAGAGCAGGGCGGACAUCGGACGAAGAGGUCAGCGCUCUAUAACACGGGGGUCAAAGUGUGUCCCCAGGAGACGAUGAAGGCGGUCAUGAGCAGCCAUCGGGCCUAUUACAAGCUCAGAGUUUGUCAGGAAGCCAUCUGGGAAGCGUUUCGGAUCUUCCUGGACAGAGUCCCGAACUCGGAGGAGUACAGAGCGUGGGUCUACACCUGCCAGCACGAAAACCUCUGCAUGGACGACCUGGCCCAGAACUUCAGCAGCUCACAGGAGCAUCAGGAGCUGGUGGCCAGAAGAGUAGCCGAGCUGGCAGAUAGUGAAGGAUUUGUCACUGGGACACCCGAGCCAGGGAAGGAAUGUACCUGGACACCAGCUGUGAUUCUGCUUCCAACGGAGGCCGGUGAGAUGACAGAGGAUGCCAAUAUGAUAAAAGAAAACUAUCAGGAGUACAUUGUCGAGUUCAGCGUCACCAUGGUGGACCCGUCCUACAGCGAGCUCCUCAGAGACCCCAAGGCUCGGCACUACAACGACGUCACACGAGAGCUCACAGACAGGUUGAUUCAGGUGUUUAAAAAAGUUCCGGGAUUCAAAGAGAUCCGUGUUCUGGGAUUUCGCACGGAGGACGUGUCUGUGCGCUACGCUGUGGUCUUCAAUGGCGAAACGGAGCUCAGUGACGAUCCUGAGAGUCUUGAGGUGCCCGAGACGGAGACGGACGAGGAUUUAAAUGCUCCCAAACUGAAGAAAAUCAUCGCGAAGGCCUUAAAACAGGAGCCGUCAUUACCGCUGGACAUACACACACUCAGCUUUGAGGCUGUGACCACAAUUUAUCCAGUCGCUGAGCUCGGCAUUAACUCUUUUGAGAGUGUAGUAUCUGAGGACGACACCACAAAGACCCCGGCAGACGACGACACUCCCAGCUAUGGUUUCUUCCCCACGGUGGCAGUGGUAGAAAACUCUAUGGAAGCUUCUACAAUCACACCGGUCACACACACCGUUGUGCCUGUCCUCCCAAACGUCCCCCAAGAAGCCACGGAUUCUGUUGUCACUGACGAGAGCCCUUUGAUGGCGCCAGUUGAGGAGGGGUCCACCGCAGAUCCUUCCACAGAGCAGCAGGAGGAGGAGGAGGAGGAGGAGGAGAUGCCGCCCACUGAACAGGAAGACAGAGGUGAGGCUGAACCUGAAGAUCUGGGGACGGACGAACCUGAGCCAGCAGACUCCGAGCCUGAAGAAGUAAUGAGUGAUAAUUCUGGUGAGGCUAACGUCGAUGUACCAGAGUCAACAGAUCCUAGAGAUGCAGAGAUGCCUGUCAUAGAAGCUGCAGUCCCAGACUCCAUACCACCAGCUCACGAGGAUAACGCCCCGAGCAUUGAGAGUGGCGAAGCCCCUGAAGACAGAGACGAGUCUAACGGAGGGAACAGUGGAACGAGCCCAGUCUCUACGGAUGUCCCUGCUGAGAACUCGAACAUUCAAGAGGAUGAAGGACAGACUCAUAGCGGGACGGAGGCAGAAGUGACCGAGCCGGUGGAGGAUGAGAGCGGCAGUGGAUUCCCUUCAGAAUCUGAUGAACGCCCGUACGAAUCCACGGCUGCACCGGCCAUGAGACAAGCCAGCACCCCUCUGAUGGUCACAUUGGACAAGAGCAAAGAGUUGGUGGUUUUCUUUAGCUUGAGAGUCACUAACAUGAUGUUUUCUGAUGACCUGUUCAACAAGAGCUCCCCGGAGUAUAAAUCCCUGGAGAAUACCUUUCUUGAGCUGAUACAGCACUCUGGCUCCAGAAACUCGCCUAACCCUGGAGCUUCCAGUAAAUCUGGGCCUAGGAGACAGACGACUUUAGCCUCCAUACCGCUUCUGCCGUACCUUGAGUCCAAUUUGACUGGAUUUAAGGAGCUGGAAAUUCUCAACUUUAGGAACGGCAGUGUCGUGGUGAACAGCAAGAUGAAACUGGACAAGCCGGUACCGUAUAAUGUCACAGAAGCCGUGCACUGUGUGCUCGAGGACUUCUGCAGCGCGGCGUCGAAGCGGCUCGACAUCAAGAUCGACAGUCGCUUCCUGGAAGUAGAGCCAGCUGACCAAGGAGACCCCUGCAAGUUCCUGGCCUGUAAUGAAUUUUCACGCUGUGUGGUAAACAGUUGGACAGAUGAGGCAGAGUGUCUGUGCGAUCCGGGCUACAGCACCGAGAACGGCCUGCCGUGUCAGAGCACCUGCACUCUGCAGCCGGACUAUUGUCUCAAUGGAGGUCUGUGUGAAAUAAUCCCAGGGCAUGGAGCCACGUGCAGAUGUCCCGUGGGUAAAUUCUGGCACUACCAUGGAAAACACUGCAAUGAGCUGGUGACGAUACCUGUGGACCCUCAGCUAAUUAUAACCUGCCUCGUGGGAAGUCUUUGCCUUGUUUGUGCCGUCAUUGGCAUCUUGAUGUUCAUUAACAAGAAAUGUAUACGGCCCAAAAAGGCUGUGACUUUGGUGCACACCCUUGCUCCGUAUGCCUUUGAGAAUACUUUGAGGGUGAACCCAGUAUUUGAGAAUGAUGAUGGUGUCUUAAGUCAAGUGUCCACAUUGCCAUGUCCUUCAAGUUCUGCUUCUUCCCAAUCCCAACAGUCGGAGCAAGAAUAUUUUGCCACAAUUGAGAAUAUUCAUCUGAGUAUUGAGAUCCCCAGACAACUCUACACCACGAGAUCAGAAAAGUUAGUCUCGGAAAUGGUGGAUUUUCAUCACUGUAUACCCCACAACGAGACGUGGCAUCUGCCAAAUGAAUACAGAACAUGUUGUGUUUUAAGGGCAUCAGAUAGCGAAUGUUUUGAAGAAUCAGAUCUUUGACGACACCUGAGGGGAAGACGACGCAGUGACACGAAACACGAGGGACACGAGGACUGAUGUUGCCAUUAAAACUGUCUAUGGUGGAUGCCUGCACACAUGCAGGUACAGUAGAGCAGGGAUUGAGAUUAUUUGUUCAUAGUGAUGGAAGUGUCUUUUUAGACAGAGAGCUAUGGAUUUUACGGUGGACUUAAAGUGGAACCUAAUAUUUAUUUUACAUAUUGUAUGGUAGGAACAUUUCCUGUAUACCCUUGGCAAAGGUUGUUCUUUCCUCACAAUGAGGUAUUUAUUAUUAUCUACAAACUGAUACACAUGGUGGUAUAUUAACUUUAGACCGUACAAUGUCGUUCUUUUUAAUGCUACUGUCAAACGCUGUUGUUGUCCCAAAAAGAGAAUGAAUGUAUAAGCUGUUGACUUUGGUCAUAAUACUGUAUAUUGUGUAUAGAAUUACUGGCUGCAUUUAUGUAUGGUCCGUCAGUGGUUGUCCUGUUUAAAACAACUUCUCCCACUAAUCAUGUCUUAUGAGUUUUUUUUCUUCUUUUUUUACUCAUUUUACAUUCAAAUGCAAAGAAUAAAAAGGUUGGUUUUUUUGCA
Scophthalmus maximus (turbot) is the source of this 4663-nucleotide messenger RNA. It is a transcript of the gene impg1b, whose product is annotated as interphotoreceptor matrix proteoglycan 1b. Lineage: Eukaryota; Metazoa; Chordata; Actinopteri; Pleuronectiformes; Scophthalmidae. The record is from RefSeq and is a predicted model, not a curated record. The transcript has 18 exons. Gene Ontology annotation, biological process: visual perception. Bases 1103 to 4072 code for a protein of 989 amino acids.